AAAGUUCACGACUGUCGACAGUACAGUUGACAAUCAAGCUUCGACAAGUGUGAUAGAAAGAUCGUUGCUUCCGCGGAGGCAAAAGAAGAAAUUUGCGCCUUUUGUGUGUCAUAUUCACCGGUGAAAAGUCGUUUAGCUGACGAACAACAGUGAACGAGAAAAGCGGUGAUUAACCGUGCGAUUAACGAAUAACGAUUGUUUUAGAAUAUUGAACGAUGGUGGAUUACAGCAAAUGGAAGAGCAUUGAGAUCUCAGAUGACGAAGAUGAUACACACCCAAAUAUCGAUACGCCGUCACUAUUCAGAUGGCGGCAUCAGGCACGAAUUGAAAGAAUGGAAGAACGUAAGAAGGAACAUGAAGAGCAUGAGAGAAAAAAAGCAGAAACAUUAAAGAAGUUAAAGGAUACAAAAGAAAAACUGGCUAGAUUAGAGAACGAACAGAAGGACUCGGCUGAUUUGACUACAUUGAAGAAAGUUCUCCAGGACCUUGAGGAGGAAGAAAAGAAGAUUAGAGAGAAGGAGGAUGAAAUGGAGAAGAAGGAGAGAUUGACACCGUGGAAUGUAGAUACCAUUGGUCAAGAUGGCUUUACAAAAACUGUGAUAAAUAAGAAGCCUCCUAGAAAAGACAACGAUUCUGGUUUAUCUGAUGAAGAAAAGGAGAAACGAAUGAAGCAGUUCGUCAAGGAAAAUGAGAAGAAGCUCAAGGAGUUCGGCAUGCUGAGGAAAUAUGACGAUAGUAAGAAAUUUCUGUUGGACAAUCCACAUUUGGUGUGUGAGAAUACUGCCAACUAUUUGGUCAUCUGGUGCAUCAAUUUGGAGAUGGAAGAAAAACACGACCUGAUGGAACAUGUGGCACAUCAAUGUAUAUGCAUGCAAUAUAUAUUGGAACUGUCCAAGCAAUUAGAAGUUGACCCACGGGCAUGCGUCGGCUCCUUCUUCAGUCGUAUUCUAAUUGCCGAAGUGGAGUACAAGAACUCCUUUGAAGACGAGCUGCGAGCAUUUAAGGAGAGAAUACGUAAGAGAGCAGCGGAGAAAAUAGCUGAUGCUGUUCGUGAGGCAGAGGAGGAGGAAAGAAAUGCUCGUUUAGGUCCUGGUGGACUGGAUCCCAUGGAGGUAUUCGAAAGCCUUCCAGAGUCCCUACAAAAGUGCUUUGAGACGCAGGAUAUUCCUCUGCUGCAACAAACAAUAGCCGCGAUGCCGGAGGAGGAAGCGACAUAUCACAUGAAGCGAUGUGUCGACAGUGGUCUGUGGGUUCCCGACGCGAAAGCUAAAGAAAAGGAGGAGCAGAAUGCCGCGAAGGGAACGCCAGAUCCAGAAUAAUGACGCAUUUCUCUUCGAUCUCAUCGUACGUAGGAUACUCAGUGAAAAUCAGUAUCUCAUUUACACGAGUAUUCUUUGCAUAAAACCAAGACGGAUACGUUGAAAUAAAGUCGUUAUGAGUGGGAAACACA
Dinoponera quadriceps is the source of this 1450-nucleotide messenger RNA. RefSeq names its product hsp90 co-chaperone Cdc37 (gene Cdc37). Gene Ontology annotation, biological process: protein folding; protein stabilization. Gene Ontology annotation, molecular function: protein-folding chaperone binding; protein kinase binding; heat shock protein binding. Gene Ontology annotation, cellular component: cytoplasm. The record is from RefSeq and is a predicted model, not a curated record. Bases 216 to 1319 code for a protein of 367 amino acids. NCBI's taxonomy places the organism in Eukaryota, Metazoa, Arthropoda, Insecta, Hymenoptera, Formicidae. The transcript is spliced from 5 exons.